This is a messenger RNA of Cydia amplana, 1480 nucleotides long. RefSeq lists its product as uncharacterized. Bases 1 to 1428 code for a protein of 475 amino acids. Gene Ontology annotation, biological process: regulation of DNA-templated transcription; spinal cord motor neuron cell fate specification; neuron projection morphogenesis. The transcript has 7 exons. Gene Ontology annotation, molecular function: DNA-binding transcription factor activity, RNA polymerase II-specific; sequence-specific double-stranded DNA binding. The record is from RefSeq and is a predicted model, not a curated record. Lineage: Eukaryota; Metazoa; Arthropoda; Insecta; Lepidoptera; Tortricidae. Gene Ontology annotation, cellular component: nucleus.
AUGGCUCCCCGGGCAUAUCUUCAACACUCCGCGCCCGCUCGCGCUGCCGCCUCUGCUGCCGCCUCCGCUGCCGCUCGCACUGUGAACAGAGAGCGUAAAGCGAGUAAUUUCGCGGGUAAUGGUUCCCCCGGCAUAUCUUCAACUCUCCGCGCCUGCUGCCGCUGCCGCCUCCGCUGCCUCCUCCGCUGCCGCUCGCACUGUGAACAGAGAGCGUCAAGCGGGCGUGGUCUUCUCUCCCGGACGAAAAGGAGAGAUGGCCAGUUCAAGUUGGGGUAUUAUGGCCAUAUGGUCGUGAAGGCAGAUAGUGAUGAAGAUGAAAGCCAUGUAAACACCCCCACCAUGUCCUCCCAAGUGCUCCCCUACCGCGAGUCCGAGGAGCUAAACAUCGAGGAUACCAGCCGCUCCAGCAGCCCCAAGAACAUGAAGUACUACGAGGAGAAGACCACCCUCAGCACGAAGAAGAGCUUCUGUAUUGAUGCGCUGCUGUCCCCAGAGUCCAGUCUGCAGGAUAAGAUGACGCACCAGAAGUAUCUGGCGUUUAUUCAGAAUAAGAACUAUAUUACAAGGUACCAGGAUAACUACGACGCCCAAAUAGAACAGAACACGAUCAACAAGUUCCCCGAGAGCGGCUCAGGGCAGAGCAGCCCCCGCAGCGGCAGCCCAGGGUCUGAUGAUGGGAACCGGUCAGGGUCCUACAGCCCUCCGAUAUCACCAGGAGUUGAGGGUGGCCAUGAGGAAUAUGAGAGUUAUAGACCUGGAAUAGUCCCGAAGCCCGGGCUCCUGCCGCAGCCGCCCGUGAUGGCGCAGUCCCCCCUCUUCAACUACCAGAUGCCGGGCCCCCUGCCCUCAGCCUUCCACCACCCUGGGGACAGGGUGCUGCAUCACAUGCAGCUGGAGUGGCUCGCCAGGACCGGGAUGUUCUACCAUCGGAUACCAGAGCUUGGAGGCGCGCCCCACGCGCUGCUCGGCAAGACUCGGCGCCCGCGCACCGCCUUCACCUCGCAACAGUUACUGGAACUGGAGAAGCAAUUCCGAAUGAACAAGUAUCUAUCGCGGCCCAAGCGGUUCGAGGUCGCUACUAGCCUCAUGCUGACUGAGACACAGGUAAAAAUCUGGUUCCAAAACCGCCGUAUGAAGUGGAAACGCUCCAAAAAGGCUCAACACGACACGAAAAAAGACCACGUGAGCGACGACAAAAAAGCACCCAAUAAAGAACCUACCACAGAGCCGGAAAAACCUCAGCUGGCAGAGAUGACAGCUGUCAAACCGCCCGCCAUGUUAGACAGGGACAGAAUUAUCGCGCUGGAGAGAGAGAGGGCAAUAGCGGCGGCGAACUUUAAUUCGAAUUUAGACAACAGACGGGGAUUGGUGGCGAUGAAUCAAGAUGGCGGCCGGUCCGCUGAUAUGUUUAGGCCGUAUGUGGUAUGAAAUUAAAGGUAUUUUUGUUUGUUUUUCCGUUUUUAUUGUUGGUGGUAUUUAU